GGCACUGUAGGAAGUAUUGGGAAGCAGAGGCCCUAGAGCAGGGGUAGGCAAUGUUUUUUGGCCAGUGCACCAAAAAACACCAUAAUGUCUACCUUGGAAGGUGCCGGAGUGCUGGCAUGGCAGAAAAACAAAAUGAGGGCAAGGGGUACAUGGAAGGAUACCCUGCUUGUGCCCCUAGCCCCCUGCCCUACUGCCCCUUCCCCCAGCCCUGCUGCCCCUUACCCAAAGCCCCUUCCCCCCAGCCCUGCUGCCCCUUGCCCCCCACACAAAGCCUCUGUCCCCCAGCCCGGGCUCUCUGGCUGCCAGCAGCUACCCCAGCUGCCCGCUGGGAGCAGCCCGGGAUCCUGGCUGGCGGCAGCUGCCCAGAGCCCGGGCUGGUUCCAAACAGCUGCGCCGGGCUCAUCACCUCCUUACUGGGAGCUGGGGAGAGACCGGAGCUGCGCUGCCUCAAGCCCCGCCUCCACUGCCAGCUCAGAGGUGCCGGUGCAGAGCUGGUGUCUGAGCCGCUCGGAGCCCGGCGCAGCUGUUUGGAGCCUCCCGGCUGCAGGGCCCCGGCUCUGGGGAGCUGUUGCCAGCCGGGAUCACGGGCUGCUCCCAGCAGGCAGCUGGAAUGCUGCAAGCCUUGCUGGGAGCAGCCCGGGCUCCGUCGCUGGCAGCAGCUCCCCUGAGCCGGGGCUGGCCACCGCGUACCAAGCAAAAUGGCCUCAUGUGCCACGAUUGGCACAUGUGCCAGGGGUUGCCGACCUCUGCCCUAGAGCAGUGUUUCUCAAAUUAUCUGAUGUGGCAGACCGGUAAUUUUUUUUCCAGUGGGCCAGGGACCAGUGCCCGGUUUAGCCAGUGGCAGCAACUGCGUGUAACAGCGCUACAUAAAUGCGUGACCGGCUGUUUUUUUUCUCUUUCCUCACCUCACGUGACAUGACAUCACCUGGAGUGUUGGAACGUAUGAACUGUGGAACUAUGACAUAUCAAUGUUAUGCUUCUGAAAAUAUAUUUCUUUCUUUCCUGGCAACUUGCUGCUGACCGGCGACGGGCUGGUCCAUGGACCACCACUUUGAGAAGCACUGCCCUAGAGGAUCCUUACAAGGCGGGCAGUGAGAGCGAGGAAGCUCAGGGCAGGGAGGAGCACAGACUCAGGACUUUCUACCCCGUGUAACGCAACCCCCCUUACUCCCCAAUGGAGCCUCAUGACCAUGGCCCUGGCAAGGGCCCAGGUGCUGUGGCUGUGGCUUUUGCAGAGGCAGCAGGACAGGCACUGGCCUGGCCGCUGGCCAAUGGGGCAGCCACCCCCCCUGGGGGGCUUGGGGGUCCCCCACACCCUGGUGGCAGUACUGCUGCGGGACGACGGCGCCUGCUCCAUGGCAAGCACAAGGCGCAGGGGCCCAGUGCUGAACACCGCUCCCCACGUGCCCUUUUCUGUCUGGGGCUGGCCAACCCCCUGCGCCGUGGCGCCAUCAGCUUGGUCGAGUGGAAACCCUUUGACAUCCUCAUCCUCAUGACCAUCUUCGCCAACUGCGUAGCCCUGGGAGUCUACAUCCCUUUCCCAGAGGAUGACUCCAAUGCUGCCAACCACAAUCUGGAACAGGUGGAGUACGUUUUCCUCAUCAUCUUCACAGUGGAGACCUUCUUGAAGAUCAUCGCGUAUGGGCUUGUCAUGCACCCCAGCGCCUACAUCCGCAACGGCUGGAACCUCCUUGACUUUGUCAUUGUAGUGGUGGGGCUCUUCAGUGUGGCACUGGAGCAGGUGUCCCACAAGUCAGGAGAUGCCCAUCACAUGAGUGGGAAGCCAGGAGGCUUUGAUGUCAAGGCCCUUCGUGCCUUCCGGGUGCUGCGUCCCCUGCGCCUUGUCUCUGGCGUCCCCAGCCUGCACAUUGUGCUCAACUCUAUCAUGAAGGCAAUGGUGCCCCUGCUGCACAUUGCACUGCUCGUGCUUUUCGUCAUCAUUAUCUACGCCAUCAUUGGUCUCGAACUCUUCAUUGGCCGCAUGCACAAGACCUGCUUCUUCAUCGGCUCUGACCUGGAGUCAGAGGAGGACCCAUCACCCUGCGCCUUCUCAGGGCAUGGCCGGGCCUGUGUACAGAACAACACGGAGUGUCGUGGUCGCUGGGCUGGACCCAAUGGUGGCAUCACCAACUUUGAUAACUUCUUCUUUGCCAUGCUUACCGUCUUCCAGUGUGUCACCAUGGAGGGCUGGACUGAUGUCCUCUACUGGAUGCAGGAUGCCAUGGGUCACGAGCUGCCCUGGAUCUACUUUGUCAGUCUUGUCAUCUUUGGCUCCUUCUUUGUCCUCAACCUGGUGCUGGGCGUUCUCAGUGGUGAAUUCUCCAAGGAGCGGGAGAAGGCAAAGGCACGAGGGGACUUCCAGAAGCUGCGGGAGAAGCAACAACUGGAAGAGGAUCUGCGUGGCUACUUGGAGUGGAUCACGCAGGCCGAGGGGCUGGAUGAUGAUGAAGAUGGGGCUGAUGGUGAAGACAAGCAUGUCCGUGUGACUGUGGAAGACCUCACUGAGAAGCGCCGGAGCCGCCUCAAGUGGCUACGUCACUCCAGCCACUCGACUGACACCCACACCAGCCUCCCAGCAAGUGAGACAACCUCAGUGAAUACAGAGAAUGUGGGGGAGGAGGAGCAUCAUGUGACCUGCUGUGAAGUCAUUCUGAGGAAACUCUCCAAGACCAAGUUCUGCCGGCGCCUACGCAGGGCCAACCGGGCACUGCGGAAGCAUUGCCGCCUGGCGGCAAAAUCAGUGGCCUUUUACUGGGUCGUGCUGCUGCUUGUCUUCCUCAACACCCUGACCAUUGCCUCCGAGCACUACGGUCAGCCUGACUGGCUCACCCACACUCAGGCCUAUGCCAACAAGGUGCUGCUGUCCCUCUUCACACUGGAGAUGCUGCUCAAGCUGUAUGGGCUGGGUCCCCAUGCCUAUGGCGCCAGCUUCUUCAACCGCUUUGAUUGCUUUGUGGUGUGUGGUGGCAUCCUGGAGACAGCGCUGGUGGAGCUAGGCAUCAUGGAGCCUCUGGGCAUCUCUGUGCUGCGCUGUGUCCGCCUCCUCCGCAUCUUCAAGGUCACCAGGCACUGGGCAUCACUGAGCAACCUGGUGGCCUCACUGCUGAACUCAAUGAAGUCGAUUGCAUCACUGCUGCUGCUGCUCUUCCUCUUUAUCAUCAUCUUCUCACUUCUUGGCAUGCAGCUCUUCGGGGGCCGCUUUGCCUUUGAGGGUGCCCCCGCCAAGCGCUCCACCUUCGACACCUUCCCCCAGGCCCUGCUUACUGUCUUCCAGAUCCUGACAGGAGAGGACUGGAAUGCGGUGAUGUACGAUGGCAUCAUGGCAUAUGGUGGCCCUGUCUUCCCCGGCAUGCUUGUCUGCAUCUACUUUGUCAUUCUCUUCAUCUGUGGCAACUACAUCCUGCUCAAUGUGUUCCUGGCCAUUGCCGUUGAUAACCUGGCUGAUGCUGACAACAUCAGUGCCGCCAAGGAGCGGCAGAAGGCGAGUGAAGCCAUUGCAGGCAAUACCACCCAUGAAGACGGAGUGAAGGUGAAAUGUGAGGAUGAAGAAGAGCAGGAGGAAGAUGACAGUGAGGGAGAAGGGGAGGAGGCGGAGGGUGCCAGCCUGGCGGGGUCAGAGUCAGGCUCCCAUGGGGAUCAGGCUGAGGACCCUGCUGCAGAAAAGGUGCUGCCCAUCCCCCAGGGAAGCGCCUUCUUCCUACUUAGCAGCACCAACCCGCUGCGGGUGCACUGCCACGCUCUGAUCCACCACCACAUCUUCACCAACCUCAUCCUCGUCUUCAUCAUACUGAGCAGCGUCUCCCUGGCAGCUGAGGACCCAGUGAGGGCCCACUCUUUCCGCAACCAUAUUCUAGGCUACUUUGACUACGCCUUCACCACCAUCUUCACCGUGGAGAUCCUGCUCAAGAUGACAGCCUAUGGUGCCUUCCUGCACAAAGGCUCCUUCUGCCGCAAUUGGUUCAACCUCCUUGACCUGCUCGUUGUCAGCGUCUCCCUCAUCUCCUUCGGCAUCCACUCCAGCGCCAUCUCAGUGGUCAAGAUCCUACGGGUGCUGCGGGUGUUGCGGCCCCUCCGGGCCAUCAACCGGGCCAAGGGUCUUAAACACGUAGUACAGUGCGUGUUUGUGGCCAUCCGCACCAUCGGCAACAUCAUGAUUGUCACCACCUUGCUGCAAUUCAUGUUCGCCUGCAUCGGCGUCCAGCUCUUCAAGGGCAAGUUCUACAGCUGCACAGAUGAGGCCAAGCACACACCCGAGGAGUGCAAGGGCACAUUCAUUGUGUACAAGGAUGGUGACGUGUUGCACCCAAUGGUGCGGGACCGUGUGUGGCACAACAGUGACUUCAACUUCGACAAUGUCCUGGCCGGGAUGAUGGCCCUGUUCACCGUGUCCACCUUUGAGGGCUGGCCUGCGCUGCUGUACAAGGCAAUUGAUGCGCACGCUGAGAACCAGGGUCCCAUCUACAACUACCGGGUGGAGAUCUCCAUCUUCUUCAUAGUCUACAUAAUCAUCAUUGCCUUUUUCAUGAUGAACAUCUUCGUAGGCUUUGUCAUCAUCACCUUCCGUGCCCAGGGUGAGCAGGAGUACCGCAACUGUGAGCUCGACAAGAACCAGCGGCAGUGUGUGGAGUAUGCGCUGAAGGCACAGCCGCUGCGGCGCUACAUCCCACGGCACCGGGCCCAGCACCGUGUUUGGGCCAUGGUCAACUCGGCUGCAUUCGAGUAUGCCAUGUUCCUGCUCAUCCUCCUCAACACCGUUGCCCUCGCUGUUCAGCACUAUGAGCAGUCCCAGCCCUUCAACUAUGUCAUGGACCUGCUGAACAUGGUGUUCACAGGGCUCUUCACAGUGGAGAUGAUCCUCAAGCUCAUCGCAUUCAAGCCCAAGCACUAUUUCUGUGACGCCUGGAACACAUUUGACGCCCUCAUUGUGGUGGGCAGUGUUGUGGACAUUGCCGUCACUGAGGUCAAUAACGGGGGCCAUGUUGGAGAGAGCUCAGAGGACAGCUCCCGCAUCUCCAUUACAUUCUUCCGCCUAUUUCGGGUCAUGCGCCUGGUGAAGCUUCUGAGCAAGGGUGAGGGCAUCCGUACACUGCUCUGGACCUUCAUCAAGUCCUUCCAGGCAUUGCCAUAUGUUGCCCUCCUCAUUGCCAUGAUCUUCUUUAUCUACGCUGUCAUCGGCAUGCAGACUUUUGGGAAGGUGGCGCUGCAAGAUGGGACCCAGAUCAACCGCAACAACAACUUCCAGACCUUCCCCCAGGCUGUGCUGCUGCUCUUCAGGUGCGCAACGGGGGAAGCCUGGCAGGAGAUCAUGCUAGCCAGCCUGCCUGGCAAGCGCUGUGACCGCGAGUCUGACUAUGGCCCUGGCGAGGAGUUCUCCUGCGGCAGCAACUUUGCUAUCGCCUAUUUCAUCAGCUUCUUCAUGCUCUGCGCUUUCCUGAUCAUCAACCUGUUUGUGGCUGUCAUCAUGGACAAUUUUGACUACUUGACCCGGGACUGGAGCAUCCUGGGCCCCCACCACCUGGAUGAGUUCAAGCGGGUCUGGUCUGAAUAUGAUCCUGCUGCCAGGGGCCGCAUCAAACACCUGGACGUGGUGACCCUGCUGCGCCGCAUCCAGCCCCCACUUGGCUUUGGCAAACUCUGCCCCCACCGUGUGGCCUGCAAGCGCCUGGUGGCCAUGAACAUGCCUCUCAAUGCCGAUGGCACUGUCACCUUCAACGCCACGCUCUUCGCCCUCGUCCGGACCUCGCUCAAGAUCAAGACUGAAGGGAACCUGGAGGUGGCCAACAAGGAGCUUCGUGCUGUCAUCAAGAAGAUCUGGAAGAGAACCAAGCCUAAGCUCCUGGACGAGGUCAUACCCCCUCCAGAGGAGGAGGAGGUCACCGUGGGGAAGUUCUAUGCCACAUUCCUGAUUCAGGACUAUUUCCGCAAAUUCCGGAAGCGCAAGGAGAAGGGGCUGCUGGGCUCCGAGGCUGCCCCCAGCUGUUCCAGUGCCCUUCAGGCUGGGCUGCGGACACUGCAGGACCUGGCCCCUGAGAUGCGACGGGCACUGUCAGACCUGGACGAGCAGGGGGCCAGUGACGAGAAUGGGCCCUACGAGGACCCUGAGGGGCCAUACAAGGGACCCCUCCAAGCUGCCCCCCUGGUGGAAGUCCCAUCCCCUGGGGGUCUGGGGGGCUUGUGGGCCCCUUCCUGUGCCAGCCUAGCCCCGCCUCUACCUGGGACCUGUGAUGAGGGCGGGGAGACCAGGGCCGAGGACAUGGCCCAGCCACCUUCCAGCGGGUUGCACUGGCGCCGGGCCAGCAGGCAGAACUCUGAGGGAAGCUGCAAGACCCCCACUAUACCGGAGAAGCCCCCCACCCUGAAGGAGUACAGUGAGGAGACAGCAGAGGAGCAGGGCUUCUCCAGCCGGGAGGAGGACUCCGAGAGCCAGACCUCCCGGAACCAUCAGUCCUGCCUGGAGGACCCUCCUCUCCGCCGACGACGGUGGGACCCACCCUCUGGGUGUUCCCUGCCCCCUCAGCAAAUGGGCAAGCGCCGACGGCUCCUGCCUCCCACCCCAGCAGGGGCCACUCCUCCACAGGCCGGAAGCCUGCCUUCGCUAUCCAGUGCUUGCGGCGCCAGGAGAGCUGUGAGGACCUGCCAAUUCCGGGCACGUACCACCAGGCCCCGCCUUCUCACCAGCCCCUCACACAGGGCUAUGGAGGGCCGUGGGGAGGGCCGCCUGGGGGGGGGUGGCUGCAUUCAUGGGCAGCCCCCCUUCCCCCUGUCCGCGGUUGCCUGCUCUACGCCCCACUGCUGCUGGUGGAGGAAGGGGGCCCCCCCUCGCCCCCCCCCCCCCACUGGUGCCACCUGCUGGCUGCUGCCUGAUCCUGGCUAUACCCGCCUGCGCCUGCCCCCCCACCAUGGGGCUGCCCGUGACAGCGCUGACAGCCUGGUGGAGGCUGUGCUGAUCUCAGAGGGACUGGGGCUCUAUGCCCGGGACCCCAAGUUUGUGGCUGUGGCCAAGCGGGAGAUUGCGGAUGCCUGCCAGCUCACACCAGCUGAGAUGGAGAGCGCUGCCUGUGACCUGCUGGGCCAGCGCCUGGCCCCAGGGGGGCCCUUUGCCCCUGAGGCCCCUGGCAGUGCCCUGUACAGUGAUGAUGAGCCUCCACGGCCCCCAGCUGAGGAUGAGCUGGCCGAUGAGAUGGCCUGUGUGGCUGCUCGCUGAGCUUGCCCCACCCCAAAUUCAGCCACAGCCAGGGCUUGAGGUAGUCAGUGUCCCCCCUUCCUUCUCUCUGUUAGAGGCUCACAGUAUGAACCAGUGCCUGUACUGGGUCCACUGGGGUGGAAUUGGGAAGGUUCUAGUACAGACUAGUGCCUGUCCUGGACUCACUGGGGGGAACUGGGGUCAUUUUAGUACAAACCAGUGUCCGUACUAGGGGCAUGGAAGCAUUCCAAAACAGACAAGUGCUUGUACUGGGCUCACUGGGGAGGUGGGGUUCUAGUACAGAUGGGUCUGUCCUGGACUCCCUGAGGGGAAUUGGGAGCAUUCAAUACAGAUCAGUGUCCAUGCUGGGGACUUGGGGAAUUUCCAGUAUAGACCAGUGCCUGUACUGGGGCCACUGGGUUGCAACUGGGGAAUUCCAGUACAGAGCAGUGUCCAUGCUGGGGACAUAGGAACAUUCCCAGAAAGACUGGUGUCUCUACUGGGUGCACUGGUGGGUGAUGAUGUAGCUGAUUCUUUUGUCAAUAAAGAGGUAGCACUAAA
Alligator mississippiensis (American alligator) is the source of this 7744-nucleotide messenger RNA. It is a transcript of the gene CACNA1F, whose product is annotated as calcium voltage-gated channel subunit alpha1 F. NCBI's taxonomy places the organism in Eukaryota, Metazoa, Chordata, Crocodylia, Alligatoridae. Gene Ontology annotation, cellular component: voltage-gated calcium channel complex; membrane. The coding region runs from base 1175 to 7204 and encodes 2009 amino acids. Gene Ontology annotation, biological process: calcium ion import across plasma membrane. Gene Ontology annotation, molecular function: high voltage-gated calcium channel activity. The transcript is spliced from 49 exons. The record is from RefSeq and is a predicted model, not a curated record.